AUGGCGAACAAAGACGAGGCAGCCAAGCUGGAUCAAUCGUAUACAGAACCUGACCCGAAUAACUAUUCUGCAUAUCAACGGGAGAUCUACUCCUCUCUCCGAGCACCUAUAUUCUCAACCAAGCCGCCUGAAUGGGAGGCUCUAGCUCGUGCAAGGGUUCCAGCCGCUAACUUUGGCUAUGUCCAUGGCUCGGCCUCCAGCGGCAGCACCCACGCAGCUAAUAUCGCAGCUUUCGAUCGUUACCGAAUCCGACCUCACAUGCUGGUCAACGCGACUCGGCGGGACAUGAGCAUCGAGCUUUUCGGCAAAAAGUAUAACAGCCCGCUUCUGGUGGCACCAGUCGGUGUCCAGAAGAUCAUGCAUGAGGAUGCCGAAGAGGCCACUGCCUGGGCUUGCGAAAAGGUCGGGAUUCCGAUGAUUCUCUCGUCGGCCGCUACACGGACCAUCGAGCAGGUGGCAGAAGCAAAUGGGAGCGGGGCGCGCUGGUAUCAGCUGUACUGGCCGCGACCGCAAUGGGAAGAGGUCACAGUCAGCUUGCUCAAUCGGGCAAAAGCCAACGGUUACACAGUGCUGGUAGUCACUCUCGACACGUUCAACUUAGCCUGGCGGCCGACAGAUCUCGACACAUCCUACCUACCUUUCAUCUGGGGCGACGGGUGCCAGAUCGGCCACUCCGACCCGGUAUUCAAUGCGAGAUACGAGGAAAUCCAAAGGAACGAUACAAGGAGUUACGGGGGAAAGCUCGCCGAACUAUGGGCCACCCUGAGGAGACCCGGCUCCGUCUACGGUGCGGCUAAAGUUCUAACAAACGUGUCACUGCUUCAGAAGUCAAGGGCCUGGCUAGAUGUCCUGAACUCGGGGACAUACCGAGAAUGGAAGCAUCUAGAGAUCCUGAAGAAGCUUUGGGACGGCCCGAUUGUUCUCAAAGGGAUCCAGACCGUCGAUGACGCCCACCGAGCGAUCGACUACGCCAUGGAUGGCAUCAUUGUCAGCAACCACGGCGGAAGACAAUGCGACGGUGCCAUUGCCUCGCUUGACGCUCUUGCUGAGAUCGCUGCUGACGAAAAAGUCAAGCGAUCCAAUCUCACUCUCAUUUUCGACAGUGGCAUUCGUGCGGGAAGCGAUGUAUUGAAAGCCCUGGCGUUGGGUGCCAAGGCCGUCUGUAUCGGCAGACCGUACAUGUACGGCCUCGCCAUCCGAGGCCAGCAAGGUGUCGAGCACGUCCUCAAGUGCUUGCUAGCCGACACCGACAAUAUGCUAGGUAAUAUGGGCAAGAAGAGCGUUACAGAUCUCAGCCGGCACGACCUACAGAUCAGACCAGAGUCAAAGCUCUAG
Cladophialophora yegresii CBS 114405 is the source of this 1335-nucleotide messenger RNA. RefSeq lists its product as uncharacterized. The record is from RefSeq and is a predicted model, not a curated record. The coding region runs from base 1 to 1335 and encodes 444 amino acids. Gene Ontology annotation, molecular function: oxidoreductase activity; FMN binding. Lineage: Eukaryota; Fungi; Ascomycota; Eurotiomycetes; Chaetothyriales; Herpotrichiellaceae. The transcript has 2 exons.